AUGCAUGAUGUUAUGUUCAAAGAUCUAAAGCUAGAAGAAGUGAAAGUUCCAAUUAAACACACGUUAAGUACUGUGAAACAGCCAUUAAGAGUUAAUUUUGAUCUUGAUCAACUUGAAAACGGAAGAGAUAGUAACCAAUGUACAAAGGUUGGUGAACGGAAGUUUAAUGGAUAUAACACAGAAACAUGUGCUGAAGAUGAUAUCAUGACUCCAGAAAAACUUAGUAUUAUUAAAGCAACAUUCGCUAAUGUACAACAGCAUCUUUCCGAACUACUUAAAGUCGAUAGAAGUACAUCAAUGAGCUCGUUACACGAUGUUCGAAUCAUUGUUAAUGCGCGACCAUAUGGAGAUACAGAUGUUCUUGCCGCUGCAGCAGCAACUAGAUACGAAUAUACUCAACAUAGGCCAAUAGAAGGCCAAAUGUACUUAAAUCCAAAAGAAAUUCCAAAACAUCCUUUGUCAAAAGACAGCGAAGUUCGAUUUUUCUACGAUGUACUUGUUCAUGAAACGUUCCACGUGCUUGGAAUUGCAAAUAAUCUUUUUCAUAGGUGGAAAGAUCCAGCAACUCGCGAUAACUACAAGAAUAUGUUCGUAGAUUACGAAGAUCCGAAAUACCCUGGUAAAAAAUUCCGUUUUUUCCAAACUCCAAACGCAAUUAAAGUUGCUCAAAGAAGAUUUGGUCGAAAAACAUUACCAAAUGGAAAACCAUUAGGUAUAGAACUCGAACUCCUUGGUGGAGGUGGUACAGAAGGUUCUCACAUCAAAGGUCGAGCUUAUUACAACGAAAUUAUGUCAGGAAUUUCACUUCCUCCGGAACGAAUCUCCGACAUCACUCUUGCACUUCUUGAAGAUACAGGAUGGUACGAAGCCAACUAUUCCAUGGCAGAACCACUUGCUUGGGGCGAUGGAAAAAGUUUUUCUGACAAAGAAAUGUCAGAUUUUCCAUUAACUCCUCCUGAUGAAUUCCCAGACAAUUACAUCUGUCCGCCUUACAAGAACAAAGAGUAUCUUUGCAACUACGAUUACACAGGUGUCAGCGAAUGUGGAGUUCCUUUGUAUGUUCCAAAUUGCGAUAAACCGCAAGAACAAGAUGAAAAAGAAAUUUGCAGCGCAAGGGAAUGGUAUGAUUCUGAUAAUUCACAUUGGUUCGGUCCUUCUGACGUGUUUGAUUACAUGAAGAUCCUCAAGGCGAGAGAAUGA
Trichomonas vaginalis G3 is the source of this 1200-nucleotide messenger RNA. RefSeq names its product regulation of choline O-acetyltransferase protein. The transcript has a single exon. The coding region runs from base 1 to 1200 and encodes 399 amino acids. The record is from RefSeq and is a predicted model, not a curated record. Gene Ontology annotation, molecular function: metalloendopeptidase activity. Gene Ontology annotation, cellular component: membrane; cytoplasm. Gene Ontology annotation, biological process: cell adhesion; proteolysis. Lineage: Eukaryota; Parabasalia; Trichomonadida; Trichomonadidae.